Messenger RNA from Colletotrichum paranaense, 1062 nucleotides. RefSeq names its product fic/DOC family protein. The coding region runs from base 1 to 1062 and encodes 353 amino acids. Lineage: Eukaryota; Fungi; Ascomycota; Sordariomycetes; Glomerellales; Glomerellaceae. The transcript has a single exon. The record is from RefSeq and is a predicted model, not a curated record.
AUGCGCCAACACCUCUACUCCACCAUAUCAAGAGGCUGGCCGGUGAGAUCAUCUGGGAAUGAUAAUGAUCAGAAAGAGAAGUCAGAACCUCUUUCUAUGACGAUCAGAGCCGAUGACAUUUAUCUACAAUAUUCAAGCGACGAAGAUCCAAAGAAGCUGUUCGAAAAAGCUUCAAACUGGCUUCUAGCAAUACAAGAGAAUUCAGCAGAGAACGAUCGUGCAGAUACGAUACUCAAAGAGACACACGAAGCGAUAAUUCGUGCUAUCUUUGGCUCUAACAUGAUUGAGAGAGCUGGUCUUGGCUGGGAUAUCACAGUUCACCUCUGCCGAAAGAUCUUCUCCGGCGAAGAUGUCACCGACAUUCCUGAGCGUACUCCUGAGUACGAAAGUGAAUUGCUGGAGAUGUAUCGAAAAGAAGGCAAUCUCAAGGACAUGCCGGCGCAGUAUGUUCUCCGCGGACGAAGAGAAAUCAUUCAGCACGCGCGCGCUUUUCAAUACCUCAUACAUACAUUUGUCGUAUUGCGAGAAGAUCUCACCGAGGAGAUCAUCAAAGAAACACAUCGAAUCCUCACCAAGGGUAUCCCAAUCGUCGAAGAGGGCAUGGAUGACGUUGCACCUGAGAAAUAUGGUGGCAUCUAUCGGGAUGUUGCAGUUGGAGCUGGCUCGACAAUGUUCACAGUUCCUCAAUUCGUGCCGCGCAAGAUGAAAGAGUUCUGCGAGAAACUCAAGGAAGAUAUCUCACUCGCCGAAACACGAGGCUUCAUCGACCCGUUCUCUAUAGCUUCAAAGUACUCACUGGAAUUUGUCCAAAUUCACCCAUUCCGAGAUGGCAAUGGCAGAACUUGCCGUAUGAUACUCAAUGCAAUUCUCUGCAGAUAUGCAGGUAUCAUUGUUCCCAUCGGCGAGCAAGGAGAAGAGAGGAGCGAGUAUAUGGCGAUAAAGCGAAAUGCGAGCGAAAACAUGGAUGGACAUGGCCCAUACGCUCUUUUCGUGCUUACCAGAGCCGUUACACGCCUGCGAGAACUGAAGAAGAAGAUGGCUGGUAAAGGAAGAAGAAAAUGA